AUGAGUGGCGGUCGGAGAGAAGAUAGGUGGGGCGGAGGGUGGCAGGAAGCAAGGCGGAGUAGGGUUUUCAGGAAUCUGAAGCCCUCUUGGGAUACAUUCCCUUUGGGUGGGUGGUUCAAAAAUCAGGGAAACGUUGUGGCAAAGGUGUCCUCCUUCUAUUUCUCUGAGUUCCCAGUUCAUAUUAAAGCAAAGGAGUUCUUCGAGUUGUUUGGGUGUAUUGGAAGAGUGGUAGAGGUAUCAAUUUCACCAAGAAGAAACAGCUUAGGAAAGUGUUUCGGUUUCGCUAGAUUCAUUGAUGUGGAAGAUGAGAGGAUGUUGGGGGUGAGGUUGGAUAAUGUUCAGAUUCUUGGGAAGAAGAUUCAUGCUAAUAUCCCAAGAUUUCAAAGGAGCUCUAAAAGGGUGGGGGAGGUAGAGUUUCGGAACAGGGGUGCGGGUCGGGAGUUUGCGAUGAAUCACUUAGCUGUUCAGUUCAAAGGGAUGAACGCGAUGAAUCAAUAUGCUGCUCAGUUCAAAGGGGUAAAUGCGACGGAAAGAGAUGACAGAAGCUAUGUAAAAGUGGUUGGGAAGAGGCACGGGUCGGGAGAGACAGCGAGGGAGGAUGUUAUGAAAUGGGGGUUUAAAACAGACGAACACAGAAGGCUGAGACUCAGUAGAGCUUUUGUGGGGCGUGUUAAAAAUCCGGGAUCAGCGUAUAACAUUCAAACCCAGUUCGAGAUGGAGGGAUUUUUUAACAUAAAAGCGACUCCGAUGGGUGGAAAUCUUGUUCUGUUGGAGGAGACGGAAGAGGGCGUUAUGGCGGAUUUGGUCGGAGAUGGUGAUAAGUGGUGGAAGUGCUGGUUUGAAGAAAUUUCUAAAUGGAAGGCUGACAUGGUUGACACGAGUAAGGUGGUGUGGAUAAGUAUAUUCGGAGUGCCGGUGGUAGCGUGGUCGGCGGAUUUCUUCAAACAGUUUGCGGAGCGUUUUGGCUCCUUCUUGUGUAUUGAUGCGCAAACAGAAAAUGAAGAUUGUUACGACAUAGCAAGGAUGAAGAUUAGUGUGGAUAGAGAUUACAUCCUUCCAGAGAGGGUCACGGUCGACAUUGAUGGCAGGGACUUUGUUUUGAGGCUUCGAGAAGACAAAAUGGAUGCUGUGCGAAUUCUUCCAUGUAUUCACUUAACUCAGAACCCUGGUGGAGAGUCUACGGACUCGGAUGGCUUUUCGGUUAAUGAUAUGCAGGUGGAUAAUGAUAAGUCCGUGGGGGGGAUUCUAUUGAAAUUUUUGAGAAUGCUUCCGGUAUUGUAA
Messenger RNA from Vicia villosa (hairy vetch), 1281 nucleotides. RefSeq lists its product as uncharacterized. The record is from RefSeq and is a predicted model, not a curated record. The transcript has a single exon. Gene Ontology annotation, molecular function: RNA binding. Lineage: Eukaryota; Viridiplantae; Streptophyta; Magnoliopsida; Fabales; Fabaceae. Bases 1 to 1281 code for a protein of 426 amino acids.